Messenger RNA from Felis catus (domestic cat), 3411 nucleotides. It is a transcript of the gene IL17RE, whose product is annotated as interleukin 17 receptor E. The record is from RefSeq and is a predicted model, not a curated record. Gene Ontology annotation, molecular function: interleukin-17 receptor activity. The transcript is spliced from 17 exons. NCBI's taxonomy places the organism in Eukaryota, Metazoa, Chordata, Mammalia, Carnivora, Felidae. The coding region runs from base 816 to 2876 and encodes 686 amino acids.
AAGUCGGGCGCUUAACCAACUGAGCCACCCAGGUGCCCCUGAAAUGUUCUCUUUUUAUGAAAUGAAAAGAAUAAUUCUCACUUACCUCUCUCAUGAAGUGAUUAGGAGGAUCAAAUAUGAAAGUGCUUGUGAAAUGUGAAGCAGAUAAAUGCUACUUAAAUGUAUCAUUUAUAUUUAUUCAACUACAAAACACCUAUUUCUCUUUUUCUUUAAGUUUAUUCAUUUUUGAGAGAGAGAGAGAGAAAAAAAAAUGGGAGGGACAGAGAGAAAGGGAAAGAGAGAAUCCCAAGCAGGCUCUGCACUCAAAGUGGGCUGGAACACAGGGCUGUGGACACAGGGCUGGAACUCACAAAGGCGAGACUAUGACCUGAGCCAAAAUCAAGAGUCAACUGACUGAGCUACCCAGGAACGCCCAAAGCACGUAUUUCUUGACAUCCACUGUUGUGCAUUGGAGAACUUAACUAAUAGGAAAGGGUCCUUAUCUUCUGAGGAACUCAAAAGUUAGAGGGUAUUUUUAGGAUAAUGAGUACAAUGGGUCUUCAGACUGUGGACCUGAAGACUUAGAAUUGGCCUAAAGAAGGUUAUAGUCAGGCUACAAUCUCAAGAUGACUUAACCCUGUAGGUGUGCCCCAAACUUGCUUUCUAUGUGUGUCACCAAAAUGAGGACUAAAGCAGUUCAAAUGCUCCAUGAGCAGGAGGAAGCUGUGGGAUGAUAGGGAGGGUCCCCACAAAGCCUGGAGCCUCGUCAGCAUCAGAAACCACAGAAAACCAGGCUGUGCAGCCAUGUUCUGGGGGCUCUGACCCCACGGAAGUCCAUGGGGAGCCCCAGACUGGCAGCCCUGCUCCUGCCUCUCCUGCUGCUCAUUGGCCUCUCUGCCUCCUCUGGGAUUGGCUGCCCCUAUCUUCUGCACUGGAGCACCCACUGUCUGCUGGCCUCCCACAUGGAAGACGCACUCACUGGAGGGUCUGCUCAUAUUCCUUGCCAUACCCAGUUGGCCCUUCCUGUGUCUCUAAAGUCCUGGUGUGCUCAGCUCUGGCUCCCCGCCUGCUAUUUGCACCUGCAUCUGAUGUCAAAUCCUUCAGACCUCCAGGGGGGCUGGAUCCACUUCCUGGUGCAGAAAUACAAAAAGUCAUACAAGUUCCGGUUCUGUAGGAGACACAAGAUGCCAGCAUCUGCUCAGGCCAACCCUGUUCUCUGCCUACAGAGGAAGCUGCUGAAUAGCUGUUGCCUGUCUGAGAAGGGUCAUCACAUUGCUGUCCCCUUCCCAGACAUCUCUCACAAGGGAUCACGCUCUAAAAGGACCCAACCUUCAUAUGCAAAGGCAAUGGAAGGUCUCCCCAGACCCAGCUCACAAAGGCAUGGAGGGCCCGAGUUCUCCUUUGAAUUGUUGCCUGAGGCACGGGCUAUUCGAGUGACCAUUGCCCCGGGACCCGAGGUCAGCGUGCGUCUUUGUCACCAGUGGGCACUAGAAUGCGAGGAGCUGAGCAGUCCCUUCGAGGCCCAGAAAAUUGUGUCUGGGGGCCAUGCUGUAGACCUGCCUUAUGAAUUCUUUCUGCCGUGUCUGUGCAUAGAGGCAUCCUACCUGCAAGAGGACACUGUGAGGUGCAAAAAAUGCCCCUUCCAGAACUGGCCUGAAGCCUAUGGCUCGGACUUCUGGAAGUCAGUGCACUUUACUGACUACAGCCAGCACAGUCAGAUGGUCAUGGCUCUAACCCUCCGCUGCCCACUGAAGCUGGAGGCCUCCCUCUGCCAGAGGCAGGGCUGGCACACCCUCUGUGAAGACCUCCCCAAUGCCACGGCUCGAGAGUCACAGGGGUGGUAUGUUUUGGAGGGAGUAGACUUGCACCCCCAGCUCUGCUUCAAGUUCUCUUUUGGAAAUAGCAGCCACGUUGAAUGCCCCCGCGGGACUGCCCCAUCCUGGAAUGUGAGCAUGGAUACCCAGGCCCAGCAGCUGGUCCUUCACUUCUCCUCGAGGAUGCACGCCACCUUCAGUGCUGCCUGGAGCCAUCCAGGCUUGGGGCAGGACAGCUUGGUGCCCCCUGUGUAUAGCAUUAGCCAGACUCAGGGGUCAAGCCCAGUGACGCUAGACCUCAUCAUUCCCUUCCUGAAGCCAGGGAGCUGUGUCCUGGUGUGGAGGUCAGAUGUUCAGUUUUCCUGGAAGCACCUUUUGUGUCCGGAUGUCUCCCAUAGACACCUGGGGCUCUUGAUCCUGGCACUGCUGGCACUCACCACCCUCUCGGGCAUUGUUCUGGUCCUCACUCGCCGGCGCCCACUGUCAGGCCCGAGCCACGCGCGGCCGGUGUUGCUGCUGCACGCGGCGGAGUCAGAGGCGCAGCUGCGCCUGGUGGGAGCACUGGCUGAACUGCUUCGGGCAGCGCUGGGCGGCGGGUGCGACGUGAUCGUGGACCUGUGGGAGGCUACGCGCGUAGCGCGCGUGGGCCCGCUGCCGUGGCUGUGGGCGGCGCGGGCGCGCGUGGCGCAGGAGCAGGGCACCGUGCUGCUGCUGUGGAGCAGUGCCGACCCCAGUCUGGCCGGUGGUCCGGAUUCCGGCGCAGCGCCCCUGCGCGCCCUGCUCCGCGCGGCCCCGCGCCCGCUGCUGCUGCUCGCUUACUUCAGUCGCCUCUGCGCCAAGGGCGACAUUCCCCCGCCACUGCGCGCCCUGCCACGCUACCGCCUGCUGCGCGACCUGCCGCGGCUGCUGCAGGCGUUAGAUGCGCUACCUUCCACCGAAGCCGCCAGCUGGGGCCGCCUCGGGGCUCGUCCGUGCCUGCAGGGUCGCCUGGAGCUGUGCCGACGGCUGGAACGGGAGGCCGCCAAAUUUUGCCAACUGAGGCUGAGCAGAGACAGGCGUAGGGGUACUGGCUGGAACCCCUGAAUGAGCCUUCUACCCUUGAAUCCUUGGGGUGCCACCUCGGGACUACUGGCCAAAAAUCCUUACGCUGUCUGCCAACCUGGGAGCAGAGCAUCUCCCUCACUGUCCCAGCCCCUUCCCCACGUGUGCCUGGCUUCUUCCUUAGGAUUACCCUUUCAGAACCAGCAGGGAGAGUUGGUCUUUACUGAGGGCUCCACCGACCCCAGUCCUGUGGGGGUGGGGGAAUCUUCCCACUUCUCUUCAAAAUUCCGGAAAGAGUAUUUUGCACAUGAACCAGUCCAGGCUGAAGAGGUUGUGGGACAGGGGUAGAGGAGGCAGGAGCUAUGGCAGUUCUGAGCGAGGGGUGACUUCAGGGGGUGGGAGAAAACCCCUUUCUGAGCCAGGAUACUGCUUUCCCAGACUGGAGCCCAGCCCAGAGGAGGAUGGAGGGAGAGAGAGAGCCUGAUCAGGGAAAGAGGUUUCAGCCUUGAGUGGCCAGGACACAGGUGUGACUAAGAUCAAGAAAAAUAAAUAAAGGUGAAUAUAAUGGAUAAGCUAA